Messenger RNA from Episyrphus balteatus (marmalade hoverfly), 1347 nucleotides. Its product is annotated as zinc finger protein 888-like. Gene Ontology annotation, cellular component: nucleus. The record is from RefSeq and is a predicted model, not a curated record. The transcript has 4 exons. Gene Ontology annotation, molecular function: RNA polymerase II cis-regulatory region sequence-specific DNA binding; DNA-binding transcription activator activity, RNA polymerase II-specific. Lineage: Eukaryota; Metazoa; Arthropoda; Insecta; Diptera; Syrphidae. Gene Ontology annotation, biological process: regulation of transcription by RNA polymerase II. Bases 1 to 1347 code for a protein of 448 amino acids.
AUGAAAUAUCACGACAAUGGGGACAAAAAUGAGUCCUACACUUGUGACAUUUGCGGCAAAAUUUCACCCUCUCGUCAAUGUGCAAAGAUUCAUAGAAAAAUUCACGAUGAAUCUCGUCCCACAUACCCAUGCGCUGAUUGUGGCAAAAUAUACCUUUCAUCGUCAGCGCUAGGCCAACAUCGUAAAUGGCAUACGGGAAAAGCAUUUAAAUGUGUCCAAUGUCCAAAGAUGUUCAUUCUUAAAGCUGAGUACAAAAUUCAUCUGCGCUUUCAUACUCACGACUAUCCAUAUCAAUGUGAAAUGUGUGACAAGAAGUUUAAUGCUAUAGGUCAUUUGAAUUCUCACCGAAAAAUGCAUUUAGGUUGGAAGAUAAAAUGCAAGGUGUGUGAUAAACUCUUUGCCACUAGAGCAGCUUAUUCUGAUCAUGCAUUCAAGCAUAGUGAAAUGCCAUAUAAAUGUUUGCAUUGCCCAAAGGGUUAUCCUACAAAAACAAAAUUGAAAUAUCAUCUAAAAACAACUCAUUCAAUGGACAUGACUAUGGACGAAAUAAAUAAAGUUUAUAUUAAACAACCAUCAGUAAAAAGGAGGGAAAAAGUAGAAUGGAUCAAAGUUGAUUCUAAUGAAAAGAAAUCAACUAAAAGUUUCACUCGCUGGGCUGCUUUAAAACAACACUUGCAAAUCCACGAAGGCAAACCAACAAAUACUGAGUCACACCCUUGUGAUGUAUGUGGGAAAAUUUCUCCCUCCCAGCAAUUAGCAAAAAUUCACAGAAAAAUACAUGAUGAAGCUCGUCCCACAUACCCGUGUGAUGAAUGUGAAAAAGUAUACCUCUCAGCAGCAUCGCUAAGAUUACAUCGCAGAUGGCACACCGGAGAGACAUUCCAGUGUAUCCAAUGUCCAAAGAUGUUCGUUACAAAACCUGAGUACAAAAUUCACUUGCGUUUUCACACCCGUGACUUUCCAUUUCAAUGUGAAAUGUGUGGCAAGAAGUUCAAUGCCAAAGGUCAUUUGAAUUCUCACUUAAAAAUGCAUUUAGAUUUGAAAAUUAAAUGUAAGGUGUGUGGAAAACUUUUUGCCACACGACCAGCAUACAGGGAUCAUGUGUUCAAACAUAGUGAAAUGCCUUUUAAAUGUUUGCAUUGUACGAAAGGUUAUCCUACGAAAUCAAAAUUAAGGUUUCAUCUAAGGGCCACACAUUCCUUGGAUAUGCCAAUGGAAGAAAUUCGGAAAAUAUAUGUAAGACAACCAACAUCAGUUGCAAAGAGAGAAAGAGUAGAAUGGAUUAAAGUUGAUGACCCAAACAAAAAAUCAACUGCUUCGGAUACUAACUUACAGAACGAACUUUAA